UCUUCCUCUUGCGCUCAGAGCUUCUUGUUCUUUGGGUUUCUAAAGAAAAGAGGAGGCUUGUGUUUGUUCUUCUUGAAGCCUUCCAUUCUCCGAUCCCUCUUCUUGAACCCUAUCACAGCGAUGGAGCUCUCCCGAAAGCUCGAAAUAUGCGAGCAGAAGCGUCGCACUCUCCUAGAUCAGCUCUCUGAGCUCGAGAGAUACUGGAAGCCAUUGAGCAUUCUCUUCGAACUGCGAGAGCUUGAAGCAAUGAAGAUCCACAAGAGUUUGCAGAAUUGCCUUGAAAAGAAAAAUGCGGUGGACAAGCAAUUUGCCGAGCUGAUGGCUACGAUAAUUGAAACGCCAUCCAGGAUGCGUUUCUUGCAUAAGAGCAAUAAGGAUAUGGAAAAUCAGAUUAACACUGCUGCUGCUAUUGUUGAAUCCUUAAGGAGGAACAAUGAGAACAAGAGAAUUGAUCUUCAAGUAACUGAAAACAAGGUUAAAAGACUCUCCGAAUCAAAGAAGAGCUUGUUGAUGCAGCUAAGUGGACAAAGGCACUGCAAGGGAGCUGAGAUGCAAGCAUCCACAAGUGCUUCUGCUAAAGGAAAGUAAAUGGAGCAUAAAAGGGGAGGCAAUCUAAAAGUCAACUGAUAUCACCACGAUAGCAGAUUGAAAAAAAUCCAAUUUAAAUUUUUGUGAUACAAAUACUGAGGGACUGAAUGGUCAUUUGAUCAGUUCAGUAUUAUUGCGAGUUCUUGUUGUAAAAAGCAUUAGGAAGAACUUAACAAGUGAUGUUGUUUCAAAUGAUGGAGUACCAAUUCCUUCACAUUUCAGUGUCAAUAGUAAUUCUGAUGAGGCCAAAUGAAAAAGAAAGUUUCUUGGUAACAGUUCUAUCAUC
Elaeis guineensis (African oil palm) is the source of this 874-nucleotide messenger RNA. RefSeq lists its product as uncharacterized. Lineage: Eukaryota; Viridiplantae; Streptophyta; Magnoliopsida; Arecales; Arecaceae. The record is from RefSeq and is a predicted model, not a curated record.